Molecule: messenger RNA, 3824 nt
Organism: Tuber melanosporum (Perigord truffle)
Lineage: Eukaryota; Fungi; Ascomycota; Pezizomycetes; Pezizales; Tuberaceae
Exons: 16
Coding region: 130-3717 (1195 amino acids)
Biological process (GO): tRNA wobble base 5-methoxycarbonylmethyl-2-thiouridinylation
Cellular component (GO): cytosol; elongator holoenzyme complex
Molecular function (GO): protein binding; tRNA binding
Source: RefSeq, a predicted model, not a curated record
CCCCGGACUUGGCUUCCGGUCUCGUGGCAUAGCAAACACCGCCAGGUGGAGGAAAAAAUAAUUGAAAAGGGAAAGCAAGGCAAGACCCAAAGCAAGCAAGCAGGAGAGCACAAAAACGCUUUUUUUUCCAUGCGUAACCUCCUUACCAUCGAGCGCUCCGUCGCUGGCACCACUUCCACCAACGUUCCAGACCUCCCCCUCUCUGCUAUCACUUGGGGUGGAUCUGAGGAUUCACUCAUAUGUACUCAUGGCCCUUCUGAGGCCGAAGCUGCCGUUGAGCUGAAACGUGUUAACAAGAAUGGCCAAUCGGUUCCCAUCGCAUCGUGGGAUGCUUCGCCCUGUCUAUCGCCAUCGUUGGCUUGCGAUCGCAUUCUCGUCCUGCAUUAUUUCCCUGAUACGUUCUCAACCUGCGUAAUAUUUGCUGCAGGUGACAUUGUGGUCGUUCAGGAAGACCCCACCCCUGGAGUUAAUAAAAUAGAAAUCGUUGGAUCUGUUGAUGAAGGUAUAACCGCUGCAGCAUGGUCUCCCGAUGAAGAAAUUCUAGCCAUUGCCACUGGUGCAUCAACCUUGCUUCUUAUGACACGAGCGUUCGAACCCAUCGCCGACGUCAUUCUUUCGCCAAAUGAUCUCAAUGCUUCAAAACAUGUCUCUGUGGGAUGGGGGAAAUCAGAGACUCAGUUUAAAGGGAAACGGGUGAAAGCUAUGAGAGAUCCGACUGUUCCUGAGAAGAUUGACGAAGGUGUUCUCAGCCCCCACGACGAUAACGGUACGAGGAUUAGUUGGAGAGGGGAUGGUGAAUAUCUCGCUUUGUCCUCUGUGGAGGAUUCGAAGAGGAGAAUCAUUCGAGUUUACAGCCGAGAUGGUUCCUUGGAUAGUAUCAGCGAACCCGUUGAUGGUUUGGAAGGGCCUCUGAGUUGGAGACCAGCUGGAAACCUUAUGGUCGGCAUCCAACGCCUCCCUGAGAGACUCGAUGUUGUUUUUUUUGAGCGAAACGGUCUCCGACACGGGGAAUUCACACUAAGAAUACCGCCGGAUAAAAUCUCCAAUGAGAAAAUACUGGAGUUACUCUGGAAUCAUGACUCCUCGCGCAGCUGUGGAGGAUAUCACGUAGCGCAACAUAAUUUGUAUGUGAAAUGGCAUUCUGAAAAGCCUCUGCUGCUUGCGCUCGGACUGGGUGAGAGUAUUAUAAGUUACGAAUUCUCCUGGUCUGUGUUCGCAGGUUCUUCGAGAUCACCAGAUGAUCAUGGUGUCCUAGCAGUCGUAGACGGAACUACCCUCAAGCUUACACCAUUGCGUGUUGCCAACAUUCCGCCACCAAUGGCGCUCACAGAAGUAGAACUCAAGUCUACUCCAGUGGAUGUAGCUAUUAGUCCUACUGGGCGCCUUAUUGCCGUCCUUAGAGAUAAGGCAUUGGAUUUAAUUCGAUGGGAUUUCGCCAGAAACAAACUUGUUUCGGGUCCAAUCCUCACCUCAGACAUCAUGGAGUUUGACACAGGUCAAUGUUUCCGCCAGAUCUCUUUCGCCGAUGAUGAGACGUUAGGAGUGGUCUGUGACAUGAAGGUGGGCAGUGCUUUACAAGUGAUAUCAAUUCCAAACAAUAGACAAGCAAUUUCUAAAUGCACACAUGAAUUUCAAAAUGGUGCCACUGCUGCGCGGUUGGGAGGUGUACCAGACCACAAACAUCUUUUCUAUCAGGAUAGCGAACGGAAAGUUUAUUUCUAUGACACAGAGAACAAGUCUGCGAAAUUUGUUACACAACUCCCGGCUAUUUGCCCCUGGCUAGAGGUAGCCUUCUAUCAAAAAAUGGUCUUCGGCCUCUCUGGCGAUGGCCGACUCUACGUGAAUUCUAAAUCGAUAGCUUCGAAUUGCACAUCAUUUGCAAUCACCCCAGCUCAUUUGGUAUUUACGACAACACGACACUUUGUUAAAUUUGUGCACUUGCACCAUAGUCACCAAGACCUAGAUAUACCAGGAGAUGACCCAAGUAGUGAUGAGCGCUGCCGAAGCAUUGAGAGAGGGGCUCGAUUGGUACAAGUGAUGCCAACUAAAUUUGCAUUAACUUUACAGAUGCCACGAGGGAACUUGGAAACAAUAUACCCUCGCGUUUUGGUGCUGGCGGGAAUUAGAAGGAGCAUUGAAGCCAAGGAUUACCUUACUGCAUUUCUAGCGUGCAGAAGCCAUCGCGUGGAUCUCAAUAUCAUACAUGACCAUGCACCCGGGCAGUUUAUUAGGUUGGUUGAGUUGUUUAUAGAUCAGGUUAACGAAAUUGAAUACAUUGAUUUGUUUUUGUCACAAUUAAGGGAAGAGGAUGUUUCAAAAGCGAUGUACCGAGAGACCUCGCAGUCAGCUGAGGUUUCAGAGACCUUAAAUCAGAUUAGCGCCACUAAUAGUUCCAAAUCGAAAGUAAACACAAUAUGCGAUGCUUUUCUUAAUGUUCUACUACCAAAGCGGCUUUCAAGUCACCUUCAAAACAUCGUCACCGCCUAUGUUUGCAAAACACCGCCGGAUCAUGAUGCGGCGCUACUAUUGAUUGGAUAUCUCCGAGAGAAAAACCCCGAGCUCGCUGAAGAGGCGAUUCAGCAUGUUUGCUUCUUAUCCGAUGUGAAUAAACUCUACGACAAUACUCUAGGGCUCUACGACCUUGAGCUCACACUCAUGGUAGCCCAGCAAUCCCAAAAGGACCCCCGAGAAUAUCUACCAUUCCUACAGAAGCUUCAAGAGAUGGAGGCCAGACGACGCAAAUUCACAAUCGACGAUCACCUCAAUAGGCCUGCAAAGGCCUGUUCUCGUUUGUACGAGCUUGGUGACGAGGUAUUUGAUGAAAUGAAGGAUUAUGUUGUGAAACAUGAACUCUAUUCGGUGGCUCUGGGGUUGUGCAAAUACUGCCCCAAAAAGACAGGUGAUCAUGGGCUUGUAUGCGAUUUUCCUCGAAGGAGUCUCGAGAUAUCCCGACGCCGGAUUAGCGUACGAAUAUCUUGGAGAUUACUCACAGGCGACCCAAUGUUACCGUCGUGCUGGGCUAUGGCAAGAAGCUCUCUUCGCCGCCGCUCAAGCAAUGAGAUUGGCAACAAACACGGAAAAUCAGAGCUUCUAGUCACUGUGGUGGAUGCUGGCUUGUCGGAGGGAUUUGCACAAACUUCUGAAUUGAUAGCGGAAUGCAAGAGACAGCUAAAAGCACAAUUAGAUCGUAUACACGAGCUCCGCACAAAGAAGGAACAGAAUCCUUUGGCCUACUUUGAUGGAGUUACAGAAGAAGACGCUCCAGAUAAUGUCUCUUUAGCUCCAACUAAUGCGUCAACAUCUGCAUCCCUCUUUACAAGGUACACCUCCGGCGGUGCACAAACCGCCAUGACAGGAGCUACUCGCCGUACCUUCAAGAACCGCCGGCGCGAAGAGCGCAAGCGGGCCCGCGGCAAGAAGGGCAGUGUUUACGAGGAAGAGUAUCUCGUUAGCUCAAUCGGCCGUAUGAUUGAAAAGCUUGACUCGGUAAGAGAUGAGACUAAGAAGUUACUAGAGGGCCUUGUCCGUAGGAGGAUGAGGGAGAGGGCCACCGCGUUGCAAACUUUGAUGGAGGAGCUGUUAGCUAGUUUGGAGGGAUGUGUUAGGGAAGUCUUUGAGGAGGCUGGCGAAGUAGUCAACCCAGAAGCCGGCGCUGAAGGGGGCGGGAAGAGAGUCGUUCCAAUCAUUAAAAAAUUUGACGGAGUCGGAAUCUUGUAAAUUUGUUUAAUUUUCUACAUGUACAGUACAUAUGGUACCCGAACACUACCAUAGCUAGCAGUAGCUCUCAAAGCCCCCCAAUUUACCGGUAUGGCGCAUAGCGAUAA